Messenger RNA from Pogona vitticeps (central bearded dragon), 6597 nucleotides. NCBI's taxonomy places the organism in Eukaryota, Metazoa, Chordata, Lepidosauria, Squamata, Agamidae. The record is from RefSeq and is a predicted model, not a curated record.
AAGGAAGAUGGAGAUCCCGGGGACCCACGGGGGUGGGGUGGGAGGGCUCCCCCUUCCCCUUGAGGUCGCGCCCGGCCGAGACUGGCCUCCGAGUCAAUAAAACCAUCUCCGACCUAAGGGGCUUGAUCGAUACGGUGAGCCUUUCCCCUCACUCCCCUCCCUUUCUCCCGCGGAGACGCCUUGUUGACGGAGAUGGGGCGAAGGCAGGCGGAUCGCUUCGUGGAGAGGCAGAAUAUCGUCCCUUUCCGGCUCCUCUAUAGCACGGACGGCGGCAGCGGAACUCCGCGCGACGCGCUCACCACCCGCAUCGGCAGCAGCUUCGGCAGCGAGCAGUCUACCCAUGUUACCCGAGCCAGCUUCCAGGUAGAUGCUUUUGGAUCAUCUUUCAUCCUGGAUAUGGAAUUAAAUCAUGAUCUGCUGUCUUCAGAAUACCUUGAGAGGCAUAUUGAGCAUGGUGGGAAGAUGGUGGAAGUGAAAGGUGGAGAACAUUGUUAUUACCAAGGUCACAUCCGAGGAAAUUCAGAGUCAUUUGUUGCUCUGUCAACGUGCCAUGGUCUUCACGGCAUGUUCUAUGAUGGGAAUCACACUUACCUUAUUGAGCCAGAAGAAAAUUGUACUUCCCAAGAGGAACUCCAUUUACACUCUGUCUACAAAUCCAGAUUAUUUGAAUUUCCUUUGGAUGAUCUUCCAUCUGAGUUCUGGCACAUGAAUGCCACAUCACAGAAGUUUGUUGUGAAACCAAGACACAAAAGAAGGAAAAGACAGGUCCAUCAGAGGCCACAAAAAGUUGAAGAGGAAACAAAAUAUGUUGAGCUGAUGAUUGUAAAUGAUCAUUUAAUGCUGAAAAAGCACCGAUUAUCGGUGGGGCACACAAACAGCUUUGCAAAAUCAGUAGUGAACAUGGCAGAUUUAAUUUAUAAAGAACAACUCAACACCAGGAUAGUCUUGGUUGCCAUGGAAACUUGGGGUACUGACAACAAGUUCACCAUCUCUGAGAACCCACUGGUGACUCUGCGUGAGUUUAUGAAAUAUAGGAGAGAUUUUAUCAAAGAGAAAAGUGAUGCAGUUCACCUUUUUUCGGGGAGUCAAUUUCAGAGCAGCCGUAGUGGUGCAGCCUACAUUGGGGGUGUCUGUUCAUUACUGAAAGGUGGAGGUGUGAAUGAGUUUGGGAAGGCAGAUUUAAUGUCAGUUACAUUGGCCCAGUCCUUAGCUCACAACCUUGGAAUCUUCUCAGACAAAAGAAAACUGCAGAGUGGUGAAUGCAAGUGUGAGGAUACAUGGUCUGGGUGCAUAAUGGGAGACACCGGCUAUUACCUUCCAACCAAGUUCUCCAAAUGUGAUGUUGAAGAAUAUCAUGAAUUUUUAAAUAAUGGAGGUGGGGCCUGCCUUUUCAAUAAGCCUUCCAAGCUCCUUGAUCCUCCAGAAUGUGGCAAUGGUUUUGUGGAAGCUGGAGAAGAGUGUGACUGUGGCACUUCAGCAGAAUGUUCUGCUGAAGGUGGAGAAUGCUGUAAUUCCUGCACUCUAACUGCUAACUCUCAGUGCAGUAAUGGGCUUUGCUGUAGAAAAUGUCAGCUUGAAGCCAAAGGAGUUAUAUGCAGAGAAGCUGUAAACGAUUGUGAUAUUCCUGAGAGUUGCACAGGAGACUCUAGUCAGUGUUCCCCAAAUCUGCACAAAAUGGAUGGUUAUUCUUGCGAUAAUGAAGAAGGUGUUUGUUUUGGAGGAAGAUGUAAAACAAGAGACAGACAGUGUAAAUACAUUUGGGGAGAAAAAGUGACAGCUGCUGAUAACUACUGCUAUCAGAAACUGAAUAUAGAAGGAACCGAAAAAGGUAACUGUGGCAGAAGUGGAGACACUUGGACACAGUGCACUACUGAGGACGCUCUUUGUGGGUAUCUUCUGUGCUCCAAUAUCGUGUCUAACAUCCCGCGACUUGGAGAGCUUGACGGCGACAUCACAUCAGUUUCUCUCCAGCAUUUAGACAAGUCCUAUACAUGCAGUGGUGCUCAUGUUAAGCUAGAAGAAGAUGCAGACCUUGGCUAUGUAGAAGAUGGAACAUCUUGUGGUGAUGGAAGGAUAUGCUGGGAACAUCGAUGUCUUUCUGUGGAUUCUUUUAAUUUCUCCUCCUGCCCAGGAAGUACAGAAGGAAAGAUUUGUUCAGGACAUGGAGUUUGCAGCCAUGAAAUGCUAUGUGUCUGUGACCAGUUUUGGACGGGUUCAGACUGCAAUAAGCAGCUCUUGGGACUGAACAUUCAAGAAAAUGAGAAUGUCACAGGUGUCAUUAGCACAAAUAUCAUUAUAGGCGCUAUUGCUGGUACAAUUUUAGUGUUGGCUCUAAUUUUGGGCAUAACUGCAUGGGGUUACAGAAACUAUCGAAGACAGAGACAAAUUCCUCAGGGAGAUUAUGUUAAAAAGCCUGCUGAGGCCGACUCCUUGUAUAGCGGCAUGGGUCCUGGAGUCAGCACAAAUUCUGCAUCUAGUUCUAAGAAGAGGUCUGCUUUUCUGUCGCAUUUUCAGAUUUCUACCUGUUCCAUCACACAUUAUUCCAUUAGUCAGAACCUUUCAUUGUUUUGCAGCAGGUCAAACGGAUUAUCUCAUUCAUGGAGUGAAAGAAUCCAAGAUGCAAAGAACCUUUCGGACAUCUGUCAGAAUGGGAGACCGAGGAGUAACUCAUGGCAAGGUAAUAUAGGAGGCAACCGAAAGAAAGUCAAAGGCAAAAGAUUUAGGCCGCGGUCUAAUUCAACUGAGUAUUUAAACCCAUGGUUCAAAAGAGAAUAUAAUGUAGCUAAGUGGGUAGAAGAUGUGAAUAAAAACACUGAAGGACCCUACUUUAGGACUCUUUCUCCUGCCAAGUCCCCAUCCUCUUCUACUGGCUCCAUUGCUUCCAGCCGAAAAUACCCAUACCCAAUGCCUCCACUUCCUGAUGAAGAAAAAAGGGCCAACAGAGUAAGUGCCAGGCUAUGGGAGACUUCCAUUUAGUUCCACUGUCUACCUGAGCUGACACCAGAACUGUUUACUUCACAUUUUUUACAAACUCAGCAUUACCAAGUUGCUGGACAUUCAUCUGCUAAGUGGACAGUUUCAUGGGGCAAGAGACCCUACUCACCAUGGAGCAAACAAGUUAUCCCAACGAAGGAAAAGUUGGUUUUAUGCAUCUGGCUAAAAUGUUGUCAACUACACAAAAGAACAAAUGGACUGUGCAAAAAAAAGAGAAAAAAGUAACCCUGGCUAGAUGGGCCUGAAUAUGAUAAAAUCAUUCCGCAUGAUGAAAAAUGAUAUGUCGAGAUUCAGAUAAAAUUGGAGUCCCAACUAUGGAUUUUUCUCUAGUCUGACAUAGUCCCAAAAAACUUCUUGAAAAAAAAUCAGGAUUUGGUAUGUAAACAUUUAAGCUGUAUGCAUGAGCCCCUCAGUUUGCCACUUUUCAUGUGUAAGGGAUUCGUCGUUAUACUGUAGAGUUAGCAUGCAGGAAUAAGAAAUGUUUUUUUCCACAAGUUGGAGCUGAAGAGGCAAAUGUUUUUGAUAUAAGCAUCCAAGAACAAAAAAGUGACUUGAAAACAACAACCACACAACUUUUGUGAUAAUAUUCUCAGUAAAAAUGCAUAUAUGUAUAAAUAUUGUAACAUAGCAAUGCUGAAAAUACAUUACAUAGUAUUGGAGGGGGGGUGUUGCUCUUUUGAUUUGAAUGGAACGUUACAGGAUAGACAGAGAAUGAAAGAGCUAAACUAAAUGCACAAUGUGGGAGAUUCUUGAAUAGGGUGGGGUUAUAGCUCUGUGGCAGAAUGGAAGCAUGGCAUGCCCCCCUCCCCUGCCAGUGUUCAGACUCCACGCAAGUUCUGUCUGAAACAUCAGGAGAGCUACCAUUGCUCAAAUCUGCAAAUAUUAAACCAGAUGGAAUCAAUGGUCUUCUGGGGUAUCAGCUACCUUCUUGCCAUCUUGAACAGGUUUGUUUGUUUGUUUGGUCCAUUUUUGAUGGGAGGAUUGUUUUGUUUUUGUUUAGUAGCAGCUGCACAAAGGGAGGGCUAUUCUGAGUUUGAAAGCAGUACUGUAUUAAGGAAAGGUUUUUCAAUGCUUUCUCCUCAUAUUGGUUUUUGCCUCCUUGCAACUGCGAAUCAGACAUGGAUCUAUAUUCUAAGCAAAGGUGCCAACUUGAAGGUCUCAUCCAGAAGUUAUGAACUUCAGUUCCCAGACCAUUGGACUAUGCUUACUAGUGCUUUUGAGAGUUGAAGUUCAGAAAUCUGGAGAGCCAGUGGUUGAGAACAUCAAGUCUGGACCAAUGAAGAAUAGAAAUUCGUGGUCAGAUUCCCCCCCUCCCCAUUGAAAUUGUUGGGAUUCAAACAGAAUACAUGAUUAACUUCAUAGCUGGAACCACAACAGGUAAUGUGACCAUAAGCCAAAUGGCAUAUUUGCUGUAUUUACUGAACCCACAAUUUUCUAAAAUACAGCUACGCCAGAACUCCCAUGUUUUUCUGACUUCACUUUUACCCUGUGUGCUGAUACAAUAUUGUGUACAUAGAACAGUAUUUGGCCAAGUAGGAGAAAUUGUUGGAAAGGUUGAGCGAAGCACUGGAGAUCAUGUGUGUCUGUGGCAUUUGAUAGGCAAAGUGGAACAAUGCACACUGCAGAUUGUGCAGCAGUAGCAUGAGUGCAAAUUGACAUGUUUGUGGGUUGAUAUGAUACAAUCCUUCACCUGACCCCAUUGGCCUUCAUACAGGGAAUUUCAUAAAGUUAACAUGAUAUUGCCAGUAUAAACAUUUUAUAUGGGAGGCAUUCCAACUUUGUAACCUUGGACAAAAUGUCCAAGGAUACGAAGAUUAUAUGUAAAAGAAAAGGUAGACUAAUCUUUUCAAAUCCAUUUGGGCUGCAAUCCUGUAGCCAUUCACCUGGAAGUAAGCCUCACUGAGACCUGGGUCUUCCUUUUGCGCAGACAUGUAUAGCAUUGUGCUGUACAUCACUAAGGCCUAAUCCCCAUUCAGUCCAGUGAAGUUUACUCCAGAGGCAAAGGAUCGUUCUGCACAUUUUAAAGUUAACAGUUAUAUUCUAAUUAAACAUUUCAAAAUGAUUGUAAGAUGAAAUGAUUCUUGUAACUUUAUUGUAACUAUAGUAAGGAGUUGUCUUUCCAUGCCUAUUAGGCAACAUUUUAUAUCCAGCACUUUGUAGUGGUAGGAUUUGCUGUGGAGGCACUCUUGAAGCAGAAGAUUGAGAGCCAUGUUUUAUUUUUAUAUAAAUUCCAGGAGAUUCAACUGUGGCAUUCCUUAGCAGAAGCUGGGAGGAACUCUACAGCCUUGCAAGGGGCCCCGUGGUAAAAGGGCAGAACCAUACAUCUAGUUUCAUGCUGGGCACUCCUUCAUGGGUCCUGAAAAUCUCCCAGUUAAAAGCAAUUUUAAAGCAUAUAGCAUUGUUCAGUCUUUUAACAAUAAUUGGAAGGGGAGGUAAUUUUUAUUUCUGAAUCAUCUACCUCUUUUGCCUAAUCUGUUUGCUUAGGUGUGUUACCAUGCACGGCCUCCCAUUUUGCAGCUGGACUUAUUUUAAGAAAUUCCACUUAUUUGAGCAUAUCAGUCGUAUGAAAAGUGAAGGUACUUGCUUAAGAAUGUCUAAGACUGUAAAAUAUGUAAGACUUUGAAAAUAUUAUAUUUAUAAGACUUUGCCAGUUAUAUUUAUACAGUGCUGGCUUUGUGGUCAUAAAUAUCACAAUAAGAGGCAUAAUGUUUUGGUAAGUCUAUUGAUUUGUAAACACAAGGAAAGGGAGAACCCACAUAGCAAAUUCGCACAUGAAAAAUAACUGAAAGAUUAUAGAAUAUAAAUAUAUAAACAAAUAUAUAUAUAUUUAGAAUUUUGCAGAUUUAUACUGUAAAAUGGGGAUUUGAGAGCUGAGUCAACAAAUCCUGUCAUUGGGCCUGGAGGAAUGUUGGUCAAAGUUGUAGUUUUCUUUCUGCAGGGUGAUCCUGGAAUAUCUUCUCCCCAAGAUGAGGAAAACAUAAAAUGGCUGACUUAAUGGUCAUUGUAGAAAAUCUUCUCAAAUUCUAGCUUUGAUGUUUCUCAUGUGCCUUUUUUGAAUCGUUUGAUUUGAUGUAAACCAUGUGUCAUUUAAAAUUGAAUGUGAUAUUUUCUUUGUCCUCCUUUCAUCUGUUGUUUUUAGAUUAUUAAGAAUAAAAAGCCCCAUUUUUUAACAGACAAAGCUGAAUGUAAUGUGAGAGCUGAGGUCAGUAUAAACUAUUCGUUUACAAAUAACCUUCUCUGUAGUUAAUGGCACACACAGUCAUCCACCAUUGCUUGAUCAUUAUUAUUUGUACAUAUUCAGUUACUUAAACAUCUUAAUGUAAGAUUAAUUAUAAUUUUAAUAAAUUUUGGUGUUUACUUUGUGGUCUAGUACAGGUUUUCUUAGCUCAUAAAUCUGGUUUGCCUUGGCUUGUGAAAAUGGAAUGAAUGGUGAAUCAGUAGAAGGUAGGAAGUGGAUCGGGGCUGCAAAGAUUGACUAGUGGGUUUGAGACCGUGAAGGUAAGAUGUUAGAAGACCUACUGUGUCUAGUUAUUUCUUACUUUAGAUGUAUAUGGUCAGGUGUGGGAUAGCUGUUUUUGAUUUAAGUUUCCUCUAUCAGGAUUU